AUGUCUGAUUCCGAGGAUCCUCUUGACCAAAUUGAUGAGGGUGGUGAUGACCUCUUCGGUGAUGAGGAUGAUGCUGGCUCGCCCACGCCACGCGUUGUCGACGACGAUGACGACCUAGCUUCCGACCCCGACGACGAGGGCGGCCGGCAGCGUUAUGAUGAUGACGAUACCCAAGUCCAGCAUGAAACAAAAGAAAAGGUCGUCAUGGCGGUGCAGGCCUAUCGCCACCGAGUCCCCAAGCCCAAGGACAAUAUACUUCGUGUUAUGCGAGUUCCUAAAUUCAUCAAAAUCAUGCCCGAAGAAUACGUUUCUGAAAAGUUUCAACCGACCGAAUUCGACACCACCAACGCCAAGCAAGAACACCCUGCUCACGUUGCUCGAGUACGCCGAAACGAUAGCACGGGGCUCCUGCACAGCAAUGCCAAUAUAUACCGAUGGAGUGAUGGAUCCAUAACAAUCGGUAUCGGCGGCGAGCACUUUGAAAUUCAAACGAAAGCUUUGGCGCCAGCUCCGGGGCAGCCUUAUGAUGAACUUAAGGACGGUCAUUAUUACGCUGCCGCUGCAGAAUUGAGCAGUAACCUGUUGAUGACUGUCGGACAUGUUGCUGAGCAGUACAACGUUCGACCGAACAAGGGCGGUGGUGAUGAUGCGCUAGCACUACUGGCUCAGCGCAUGCAGCAGGCUAGCAAGACUGUCAAUGAGGAUGACAUGAUCAUCCGCACAACUAGAGAUCCUGAGCUCCAGAAGAAGGAAGCUGAAAUGGCAGAGAAGGAGCGCAUGAAAGCGCAAAGACGUCGCGAGAAUGCGGCUGCCAAGAUGGACGGUCUCGGACGCUACAACAGGGGAGGCGGCCUCUCGAUUGGCGACCUCGAAGGUGGCCGGAGGGGAGCUGGCUCCGGGCGGAAGCGAGGCCAGCCUGGCUCGAGACCCAAACGCAGAAAUCCAGAAUAUGAUUCUGACGAUGACCUGCCGCAGGGUGUUCGCAGGCAGGAAGACUACGAUAUGGACGAUGGCUUCCUUGUCGGCAGCGACGAGGAGGAGAUGGAAAGCGACGCCGAAGAAGAGGAAGAAGAGCUGCUGGACGAUGACGAGGAUGACCGCAGACGCCGCAAGUCCAAGAAGCGUAGAACCCGUCACUCGGACGACGAGGAUGCUUCGGGUGAUGAGGUGGUGGAAACGUCUGGGCGAGCCAGGCGACGCAACGUUGUGGACGAUGACGACGACUGA
This is a messenger RNA of Cordyceps fumosorosea ARSEF 2679, 1227 nucleotides long. RefSeq names its product Leo1-like protein. The record is from RefSeq and is a predicted model, not a curated record. The transcript is spliced from 2 exons. The coding region runs from base 1 to 1227 and encodes 408 amino acids. Lineage: Eukaryota; Fungi; Ascomycota; Sordariomycetes; Hypocreales; Cordycipitaceae. Gene Ontology annotation, biological process: transcription elongation by RNA polymerase II; positive regulation of transcription elongation by RNA polymerase II. Gene Ontology annotation, molecular function: RNA polymerase II C-terminal domain phosphoserine binding. Gene Ontology annotation, cellular component: nucleus; Cdc73/Paf1 complex.